CCUUGGUUUACGUUUUGAGCAGAGAUUAAUUCACACAUUCGCCUCCCGCUCUUUUCCCCGAACUUCAAUUUUUCACCACUAUCUCUCUCCCAGUCUCUCUCCAUCUCUCCCUGCCUCUCUCCCUACACACACUCAUCUUUCACUACACAUCAAAUUAUUUGAAUUGAACUGAAUCUGAAGAUGAGAGAAGAAGAUGUAGAAAAGCUAAGAGGUGUGAUUAGGGACUGUAUGAGCAAGCAUCUCUACUCCUCCGCCAUCUUCUUCGCCGAUAAAGUCGCCGCCAUCACUUCCGAUCCGGCCGAUAUCUAUAUGCAAGCCCAAGCUCUCUUCCUCGGCCGCCAUUAUCGCCGUGCCUUUCAUCUCCUCAACGCCUCCAAAAUCGUCCUCCGCGAUCUCCGCUUUCGAUACCUAGCCGCCAAGUGUCUCGAAGAGCUGAAGGAGUGGGACCAAUGUCUUUUAAUGCUUGGUGAUGCUAAAGUGGAUGAAUAUGGAAAUAUUAGCCACACAAAGGAUUGCAAUCUUAUGUAUUUUGAUAAAGACGCAGAGGAUCGUGAAAUUAAUAUUUCAUCAGCUAUAUGCUUCCUUAGAGGGAAGGCCUAUGAAGCUCUAGAAAACCGUACACAGGCUCGGCUGUGGUACAAAGCUGCUGUUAAAGCUGACCCCUUAUGUUACGAGGCAUUGGAAUGCCUCAUUGACAACUAUAUGCUCACAAGUGAAGAAGAGGUAACUCUACUAUCAUCGCUGCAAUUUGCUCCUGAAGAUGAGUGGCUGUCUUCUUUCUAUUCAUGCUUAGUAAGAAAGUAUGAUAAAGAAAAUACUGUUGAAGCCAAAUUCAAAGAACUAGAACAAGAAGGCUCUGAUAUUAAAUCAUCCAAUCAGUCCAUAUGUACAUUGAAAAACAACACUGAUCUGCUGGCUUGCAAGGCCGAGUACUACCAUCAGUGUGGUGAAUACCAAAAAUGCUUUGAAUUAACUUCGGAUUUGCUCGAAAAAGACCCUUUUCAUCUGAAAUGUACCUUAGUACAUUUAGCAGCUGCUAUGGAAUUGGGGCACUCAAAUGAGCUCUAUCUUAUGGCAUGCAACUUGACAAAGGAUUAUCCUCAAAAGGCUCUGUCUUGGUUUGCCGUUGGUUGCUAUUAUUAUUGCAUUAAAAAAUAUGAUCAAUCAAGGCGUUAUUUCAGCAAGGCUACAAGUUUCGAUAGAACCUUUCCUCCAGCUUGGAUAGGUAUUGGAAAUGCUUAUGCAGCUCAAGAGGAAGGUGAUCAAGCAAUGUCAGCGUAUCGCACUGCUGCUCGUUUAUUUCCUGGGUGCCACUUACCAACUCUAUACAUUGGGAUGGAACAUAUGCGGACUAACAGCUUUAAACUUGCUGACCAGUUUUUGACACAGGCAAAAACAAUCUGUCCAUCUGAUCCACUUGUACAGAAUGAACUUGGAGUUAGUGCAUAUCAUAUAAAGGAGUAUAUAACAGCUGUAUAUUGGUUUAAGAAGACCCUGGCUCACAUUCCGUCCUCUUUAAGUGUAAUGUGGGAGCCAACGGUGGUUAAUCUAGCACACGCAUUACGGAAAUUAAGGAGGUACCAGGAGGCAAUUUCUUACUAUGAAAAGGCACUGACAUUAUCAACCAGAAGCGUAAGCACUUAUGCAGGUCUUGCGUAUACUUAUCACUUGCAGGAUAAUUACAGCGAUGCAAUUACGUAUUAUCAUAAGGCGUUGUGGCUAAAUCCCGAGGACCAAUUCUGCACGGAAAUGUUGACAUUAGCUCUUGCAGAUGAAAGCCGCAGUGGCAUUGAUUCCAUAACUAAAUCUCGGCGAGGCGAGCUGUUUAUGUAGUAGAACUAGAACUGGAAUGAUAAGAGGCUGUAUUUAUGUUGUAAUUGUACUAUAUCCAAUAUGUAGGCAGCAACUUUAUUUUUUUCUUGAAAGUGGAGAAAUAGAGCUGUUAGUGUUACAUUUGUAUUUAGCAUAAAAGAAAUUAUUUUUU
This is a messenger RNA of Daucus carota subsp. sativus, 1984 nucleotides long. Its product is annotated as anaphase-promoting complex subunit 6. The record is from RefSeq and is a predicted model, not a curated record. Gene Ontology annotation, biological process: protein ubiquitination; cell division; positive regulation of mitotic metaphase/anaphase transition. Gene Ontology annotation, cellular component: anaphase-promoting complex; cytoplasm. Gene Ontology annotation, molecular function: protein binding. The transcript is spliced from 16 exons. Bases 181 to 1833 code for a protein of 550 amino acids. Lineage: Eukaryota; Viridiplantae; Streptophyta; Magnoliopsida; Apiales; Apiaceae.